CUUGAAUAUCCGAACACGCUUUACUUGACAUCGGUGCUUGACACUUGUUUGACGUUGACAUGACAUUUGACAAUUUAAAUUUUGUUUAUUUUUGAGUAGCACAUUAGGAUUUAAAAAAUAAUUAUUUUCUAUUUAUUUGAGACCCGUCUAUCGAAACUAUUUUAGAGGAACAAUUCGUAAAGCAAACUGUUAUACAUGAAAGUCGAAAUGGAAGAUAUAGACGAUAUUACAAUUUGUGAUUCUGUGUCCUCGUUAAUAGAGGGAUGCAGACUUCCAGUACAUAUGGUAGGAACUAAUGAUUGGCCAUUGGCUGAAAUCAUCAGUAUUAAGGAAGUUAAUGGUUCCAAAUGUUAUUACGUACAUUAUGUUGACUUUAAUAAACGUUUGGAUGAAUGGAUUACAGAAGAAUCCUUGGAUACUAGAAAAGUCCAUUUUCCUAGAAAGGAUGCAGGAGGAUGUAGCACAGGAGUAUCAACACCUAAAAAAGUACAAAUAGGAGGUGGAGGUAGUGUUGGAAGUGUAGGUAGCAUUGGAGGAGGAGGUAGUGUUGGAGGCGGUGGUAGUGUUGGAGGAGGAGGAAGUGGUAGUAUAGUUACCGGUGGAGCUAUCUCAAGACCUUCUUCUCCAAUAAACAAUGUCGAAUUACUAAAUGGAAAUGCAGUCUUAGCAGCAGCUUUGCAAAAACGAAUAAAUAGAAAAAGGAAAGGACCUUCUUUGGAAAGUGAGGAUUCCCAAGAUGCUCCUCAAAGUUUGGUGGCUGGUCCUAGACAGUCUGGAAGUAUGGUAUCACAUCACGACGAUAUUGUUACUAGGAUGAAGAAUAUAGAACUAAUUGAAUUGGGAAAACAUAGGAUAAAGCCUUGGUAUUUUGCACCUUAUCCACAAGAAAUGGUGAACUUAGACUGCAUAUACAUUUGUGAAUUUUGCCUGAAGUACAGAAAAAGUCGGAAAUGUCUGGAACGCCAUCUAGCUAAAUGUAAUUUAAGGCAUCCACCAGGCAACGAGAUUUACCGGAAGGAUAAUAUAUCAUUUUUUGAAAUCGACGGCAGGAAGAAUAAAGUCUACGCUCAAAAUUUGUGUUUGUUGGCCAAAUUGUUUUUAGAUCACAAAACUUUGUAUUACGAUACGGAUCCUUUUUUAUUUUAUAUUAUGACAGUGUUAGAUAACAGGGGGUUUCACAUAGUGGGGUAUUUUUCCAAGGAAAAGGAAUCGACAGAAGAUUACAAUGUUGCCUGUAUACUUACCAUGCCGCCGUAUCAAAGGAAAGGAUACGGUAAACUCCUUAUAGAAUUUAGUUAUGAAUUAUCGAAAUUCGAAGGUAAAACUGGUUCGCCGGAAAAGCCUUUGUCCGAUUUAGGUCUAUUGUCGUAUCGCAGUUAUUGGGCGCAAACGAUAUUAGAAAUUCUACUGUCAAUGAAGCCAGUAGGAGAAAAUGAAAAGCCUCAAAUUACAAUCAAUGAAAUAUGCGAACUUACUAGUAUCAAGAAAGAGGAUGUGAUCUCAACUUUACAAAAUCUAAAUUUAAUAAAUUAUUACAAAGGUCAGUAUAUAAUAACGUUAAGUAAAGAAACCAUCCAAAGUCAACUGAAGGCCAUGGAGAGUAGAAAAAUUAGGAUAGACCCGAAAUGUUUGCAUUGGACGCCGAAAGAUUGGGGGAAAAGGGCCAAAUGCCUGGUUCCCGUCCUUCCCAACAUCCUUAAUCAUUCUUGAACCAAAAGAGGAGACAAAAAUAUUAAUUAUAAUGUUAAUAUUUUUAUUUGUUUUAUUAAAUACAAAAGUGUUAAAGAG
Molecule: messenger RNA, 1788 nt
Organism: Psylliodes chrysocephalus
Lineage: Eukaryota; Metazoa; Arthropoda; Insecta; Coleoptera; Chrysomelidae
Source: the annotation of a GenBank genome assembly